Molecule: messenger RNA, 1339 nt
Organism: Schistosoma mattheei
Lineage: Eukaryota; Metazoa; Platyhelminthes; Trematoda; Strigeidida; Schistosomatidae
Source: the annotation of a GenBank genome assembly
AGCUUCUUCCUGUUUGUCUGUAUGUUCACUGAUUUCUAAAAACGCGCAUGCAACCUGACUGAUUUCCACAAUCUGGAGCUAUUGGUACAGACAGUUUGGGCUUCUACUCUGUCUGCUGAAGAUCAUGUCUUUGUUUCAGUAAACCUGUAGAUUGAAUACGACCAGUUCGCGCCAAACCAUCUUGUGGACGGGUGACAUCCGGCGUACUUAUUAGCCAUAGUUUGCUGCGUGUUUCAUUAGUGAACUCGAGUUAACUUGUUAUUGUUUGGAAAUAUGGCAUGUGCUACGCUUAAACGAACCCAUAACUUUGACAUCAUGGAAGCGACUUGUUCCAAAAGAAGGCGAUACCAAGCUUUAACUCGGAACUGCAACACGGAAGCAGCAGCGUCAGAAUCCCCAUUCAUCCCGAAGGAGUUAUCAACCCAAACUCAAUUGAAACGGCGCAUCAAGGAGGAAAUCAAACGUCUACAACGACGUCGUUUGAUACCACGAUUUCUUGGAGGUCCCACCCCGGCAAUCACUGCGACAUUCGCCGGUCAUGCAAAAGAUGAAAACGUGGUUGCUUCGUGCAGUGGUAGUUUUCGAUCCAUGGCAUUGCGGUCACCUACUUCAGAUAGCCAAGACUCGGAUAGUGAUCAGUCACCUUUGCGUACCAGUGAACCGAUAUUCCAAACACUUGAGAAUGUCUCAGUUGUCUCCUCACAAUCUUCUUUGAAACCUACACGUACCAUCGAUUCAAUGCCGAUCUUCACCUUACCCCAGGUUACGGCUCUUUGUGAGCGCUUAAUCAAAGAACGAGAAGCAGAGUUACGAGAAGAGUAUGACAGUAUAUUAUCUUGUAAAUUAGCAGAACAAUAUGAAGCAUUUCUGAAGUUCAAUCACGAUCAACUCUACAGUCGAUUUCAGAACUCCCCAAUGAGUUAUGUGUCCUGAGAAAUUUCACGUAAACAGCACGAUAGAAUUUUCUAUCCCCCAAAACUAUCUACUGCCUUCCAUCUGGUACUGCAUUAUUGUUGGACUGCUUGAGUUAUUCUGAAGAUCAACUUUAACCUUGUGUUCUUGUUUCUCACGUGCAACCUCAACUGCCUUUUCCCGAUCUCUAAGCGUUUGCCAACCACAUUGUUUCUUGUGUUUCAAAAAUUUAUCAUAAUUGUACUCGUAUAGCUAGUACGCGCCAUACGUUGCAUGUAAUGGGAAUUGUCAGAUCAAUGCUCAACUAUUUUCUGUAUCUCUUACCAUAUAUUCUCUGUGAUGAAUAAUUUUGAAGGCCUGUUAACAUCCUUAGAAGUUUUACGCCUUUUAAAUUAAGUAAACCUGGUAAAUAAAUGUGAUCGUUCUC